CAAUUUCCUUGAACUGUCACUAACCAUCAGCGUUAGGUCAAUGUCAAAAUUGUAAAUAUAAAAUAAUUAUCGAAUAAUUUAUUUUUUUAAUUUCUAUGCAACUACAUUAAAAUUAUGCAUUUACCAUUAAUCAUAAUUACAAGCCUAUUGAUCAGCGCUGCUAGCCAUGAUUCUGACUUAGGCUAUUGCGAUAUAUCUACAAAAAGCUGUAGCAACGAAGUCACCGCUGUCGAAGAUUCAAAAUUGAUAUUUUACGAUGUAAAUCCACCCGAAGGGUUUAAUUUACGACGUGAUGUGUACAUGAGGUUUGCUAUUAUGUUAUCGGGGGCAAUAAAACGCGGCAGAAAAAAUUGGAGGUUAAUUUUGCCGCCUUUCCAUAGAUUGUACCACUGGCGAUCGAUGGUCGAGAAGAACGAUCCUAUUCCUUGGAGUGCGUUCUUUGAUGUAGAAUCUUUAAAAUCUUUCGCGCCAGUUUUAGAGAUUUACGAAAUAUUUGGUGAAAGAAAAAAAAUAAAAAUCGACACAUUGUAUGUGUUACUAAACUUUGAGGAUCCAUUCGAGAAUGGUGUUUUUUAUGAAAAGUGGCAAAUUGUGAAAGAAUGUGACUAUGAUGGUGGUUUUUGGGGAUACAAGAACAUAACGGUGGGGGAAAUUGUGUGUGUGAGAUUCCAGGGGAAAAUUUCUAAGCUAUGGGAAAUAAUAAUGCAACAUCCGAAUGAUAAGAAAGUCAUGUUUGCACAUGGAGAGAUACCAUUACAUGAUAGUUAUGGUACGAAAAUUUAUUGGGAUUGUCGCAAGAGCAUGAAAUUUAAUACGAACCUUAUUGAAGUAGCAAAAGAGUAUAUCUUUGAAAAUCUCGACUGUAAUAUUGAGAAAUGUGAAAGUUAUAUCAGUGUGCAUUGGAGACGGCAAGAUUUUGCCUACAGUCGUAGUAGUGACGUACCGUCUAUAGAUGGCACUAUUACACAAAUCGACGCUGCAUUUAAAAAACAUGCACCAAACAUUAAAAAAGUAUUCAUAGCAUCUGAUGCAAAAGCCACCGAGUUGAAGCAAUUGGAAACUAAACUUACUGAUUUAGGUUAUAAAGUCUAUAUCUAUUUGCCAAAUAAAAAACAAAUAGACACAUACAGAGAUGGUGGUAUUGCAAUAAUCGAACAGAUUAUUUGCGCACACAGUGCUUAUUUUAUUGGUACGCACGAAAGCACAUUCACAUUUCGGAUACAGGAAGAGAGGGAGAUACUUGGGUUUCGUAGCAGUACUACAUUUAACAGACUUUGCCCAGACAGGGGGAGAUGUGAGAGACCUUCCAAAUGGACUAUAAUUAAUUAGUUAAUUUUGUUAAGGAUAUGAAAUUGUUUUAGGUUAUGUUAUAAAAACACAAGUGCCAAUUAAUUACUUGUAAAAAAAUGUGAUACCUAAUCUCAAUAAUAGUUGUUAAUUAUAAAAGGGAAGCUUUAACAAAUUUAAUAUUUUAAAACUGUAUUAUAUAGAUAUUUUACAUAAAUAUAAAGAUCAGAUACGUAAAUAUCCAUAAAUAACCCAAUAGAUUUAAUAAUAUUUAUUACACAAAACCUUGCAAUCUAUAUUAGCCACAAUGGGCAAUUGUAAAAAGUUCCUAAAACACUAUCCUAACAUGAUGUACAAUCAUUGAUUAUUGGUGCUGCCUCUGUAGAGCAAUUUAGGAACUAAAAUUACUAUUGUGAAUUUUAUCUUUUAAAAAUCGCAUUGAAGGAAGGUUAAACCAUCUAGCUAUUUGAAAGCAAUUCUACUAUGUAAUACUUAAAUAUACUAAUUGCUUACCAAGUGUUUGCUGGUAAAUCAUCUACCCCUCUUGCAUCUAUAGUAUAUGAACUAUAUCUGGUGUUUUUGGCCUGUGGCAAAAUGUUUUUUUAAAAGCAUUCUAUUUUUUUUUUAUACAACUUAGAAUGGCAAACAAGCUGACGGUCCACGUGAUGAAAAGUGAUAACCGUCACCUAUAGACAUGAGCAGUACCAUGGACAUAACAGAGUAUACUGUUACGCCCAUGAUACCCCCCAUGCGUUGCCAUUCCUGAGGACUCGGGUGUUAUUCCUCUGUACCCAGUAAAUUAAAAUUGUAUUUGUGGCAUCUAACAUCGUUUGAACCUCGAUCAUCUGGGCAGACCACUACUGAAUAUAUUUCCUCGCAAAUAAUCAUCUGUAUAUAACAGAUAUUUAAGUAAAAAUUUGCAGGGGCAUGCCAUUGUAACGUCUACAAAUAAAACAAUAGGUAAUAUGUACCUAGAA
This is a messenger RNA of Galleria mellonella (greater wax moth), 2264 nucleotides long. It is a transcript of the gene pofut2, whose product is annotated as GDP-fucose protein O-fucosyltransferase 2. Bases 115 to 1329 code for a protein of 404 amino acids. The record is from RefSeq and is a predicted model, not a curated record. NCBI's taxonomy places the organism in Eukaryota, Metazoa, Arthropoda, Insecta, Lepidoptera, Pyralidae. The transcript has a single exon. Gene Ontology annotation, molecular function: peptide-O-fucosyltransferase activity. Gene Ontology annotation, biological process: protein O-linked glycosylation via fucose.